Thlaspi arvense is the source of this 5842-nucleotide messenger RNA. Lineage: Eukaryota; Viridiplantae; Streptophyta; Magnoliopsida; Brassicales; Brassicaceae. The record is from the annotation of a GenBank genome assembly.
GUUUUCUCUUGCAUUCUUGUUCAAAGUCUGCUACUUUUGGCUACAAGGCCCAUAUUUUUUCCACAUACUACAAAUACCAUUGAUAGUCGCUCUCUGUCCGUACUGAAGGUCCCGCGACGUCGCAGUUACUUUGAAUGCUGGAUCUUCUGGAUUAUCGUUGAAGUCGCCGAUUUCGGCUAGAACCAGUUAUGCCCAGAUGGUGGGUUUUGUAUAAAUCGGCCACGAUGCUGUCUUGAUCGGAACUUUAGUUCCGGCGAUGGUUUUAACAGUCAUUUAUUCGAACCUAUGGAUUACGCACUGCAAGUGUUCGAUGAAAUGACUGAACGAGAGAUAUGGUUUAUAAAACCGUAAAAUGUUAAAGAAUUCUUUCACAGAAUUAGGAAGAUACAUGAGAAAGAUGGGCGUAGAUAUAAACUCAUCAAGUCCUUUGUCAAUAGGACAAACUCUGAGUUCCCCUGGUGGGUUUUUUGAGUUAGGCUUCUUCAGUCCAAACAAUACCCGGAACCAGUAUGUUGGGAUCUGGUUCAAGGAGAUCGUUCCUCGGGUAGUUAUUUGGGUGGCUAACAGAGACACACCAGUCAAAAACUCUGCGGCGAAUCUCACCAUCAGCAGCAAUGGGAGCCUGAUCUUGCUUGAUGGGAAACAAGGUGUUAUUUGGUCAACAGGAGAAACUCCCACAACCAGCAAGUGUCAUGCCGAGCUUUUAGAUACCGGAAAUCUUGUUGUAGUUAAUGAUGUUUCAGGGGAAACAGUAUGGCAAAGCUUCGAGAAUCUUGGUAACACUAUGGUGCCUCAAGCAUCAUUGAUGUAUGAUACUCCUCAUGGCAAGAAGCGUGUGUUGACUACAUGGAAAAGUGACAGCGAUCCAUCUCCUGGUGGGUUCUCACUGGAGAUCACACCACAAGUCCCCUUGCAAGGCCUUAUAAGGAAAGGCUCAGCGCCUUACUGGAGAACUGGUCCAUGGGCAACAACAAGAUUCUCUGGGUUCCCACAAUUUGAUGAAUCAUAUGUAAGUCCAUUCAGCGUUGUCCAGGAUCUAGCAACGGGGACAGGAUCUUUCUCUUAUUCUCAGUUAAGAAACUACAAUCUAUCGUAUCUCACCCUAACACCAAAGGGGCAAAUGGAGAUUUAUUGGGAUGACGGCAAAAAAUGGAUGCAUCACUUAACGGCUCCAGUAAGCUCAUGUGACAUAUACGGUGCGUGCGGGCCUUUUGGUCUGUGUGUGAGAUCCGAUACCCCGAGGUGCAUAUGCUUGAAAGGGUUUGUACCAAAGUCAGAUGAGGAGUGGAGAAAAGGGAAUCGGACAAGUGGGUGUGUGAGACGUAAACAGUUAUCUUGCCAGGCGAAUUCUUCUAUGAGAACACAAGGCAGAGACACAGACAUCUUCUAUCGUAUGACCGGUGUAAAGACUCCGGAUCUGCACCAAUUUGCGAGCUUUCUCGAUGCAGAUAUGUGCUACCAAGGUUGUCUAGGAAACUGUUCUUGCACAGCGUUUGCCUAUAUAAGUGGGAUUGGAUGCUUAGUAUGGAAUGGAGAGCUAGUAGACACUGUUCAGUUUAUGUCUAAUGGAGAGACUCUCUCCAUCCGUGUUGCAAGUUCGGAAUUGGCUGGAAGCAGCAGAACCAAGAUUAUCGUAGGUACUACUGCAAGCCUUUCCGUUUUCGUGAUAUUGGUCUUUGCCGCAUAUAUGGCCUGGAGAUGCAGAGGGAAACAAAAUGAACCGACUCCCAUUGUCAUCGAUACUUCACAAGAUGCAUGGAAGAAUGAUUUUGAACCACAAGAUAUCUCAGGCCUUGAGAUCGAUUGGCCGAAGAGAUUCGAAAUCAUUCAAGGUAUUGCGCGUGGACUUCUCUAUCUCCACCGUGACUCACGCCUUAGGGUCAUUCACCGAGAUCUGAAGGUUAGCAAUAUUCUUCUGGACGAGAAGAUGAACCCGAAAAUAUCAGAUUUUGGGUUGGCUAGGAUGUUUCAGGGAACACAAUAUCAGGACAAUACCCAAAGGGCUUGGGAGUCUUGGUGCGAGUCCGGGGGAUCGAGUCUUCUGGACAGAGAUCUUAGUGAUUCAUGCAACGCGUCUGAAGUUGCGAGAUGUGUUCAGAUUGGUCUUCUCUGUGUUCAACACGAAGCUAUAGACAGACCCAACACUCUUCAAGUGCUGUCUAUGAUAACUUCAACAACAGAUCUUCCAAUACCAAAGCAGCCAAUAUUUGCUGCGCAAACUCUGAACGUGCAACCUCUAUACGAUGUGUCAAUGUCUAAAGAUCUUAUCUCUGUCAAUGAGUUAACACAAUCUGUGAUCCAGGGGCGAUAAGCUCUUAGUAUAUAUAUAUACUUCAGUGUGUAGAUUCAUGAGCCUAAAAUUUUGAGAUCCCACUUUUUUAUGGUCUCUUAUUAAUAUACAAAGUUUCGUUGACUCGGUCAAAAUACUCAAAGCAAGUAAAUACAGUAUUGUUAUUAACAGUGUGUGUGCAUCACAAUGAUAAAGUUGUCUUUUUUAUUGAGUGAUGUUAUCUUCUCUUGCGUUUCUCGGCAGUUAAAAGUCUGCGACUUUGGUUACAAUCGUUGAUGCCCAGAUGCUCGGAGUUGGAUUGAUCCGCCAUAGUUUUCUGGGUAAGGGCCGUCUCUUUCUGUGAAGGUCUUCGACGUUGUCUUUGCGUUCAACAUUAGAACUUUUGGAUCAUGCACUGAAUGUGUUCGGUGAAAUGCGUGAACGAGAUGUCAAGUUUCAAAGUCUUGGGACCAAUUGUUGAAGCCGCCCAUCAAAAGUCAUACUUCAGCUAUUACCGAACUUUUUUGAGUCUUGAGGUAACGUUUUGUGGCUCUUCACCAUCCAAAUUCCAUUGCCUUGCCUGAGCAUGCCAAACGGAAGUAACGUACUUGUAAAAUAUUGCAAAAGCGUUCUCGUGCUCUGUUUUGUUUUUGUCGGUUAUAUUCCUAGAAGUUCUGAGAUGUGAAUGCUUUGUUUGUGAUGUGGUGACUGGUUAGAUUGAAAGUUGUUGACUUAAUUUAUGGUUAAGGCCCAGAGAUGAGAAUAUUCAAAGUUAUCUGCUGAAGCAACAUGGAAUAAUAAAAUAUGGAAAAAAUUAAUAUUUUUUUUGUUUUGUUGGUGUGAAUGGAGAGAUGUGAUUCUAGUGGUCAAUGCGGUCCAUGGUUUGUCUUUUUAAAAUUGCGGUCUGGAUGGCUUAUUAUUAUAAUCACGAUAUAUAAAAAAAUUAAGGAGCCGCCAUGGAUACAUCCGAGAGGUUUCAUACUUUUGUAAGAUGUACAGGAAGGAAGUUUGUUCUGUUAUUGGAUUGACUUUAUGCAGAGCUUUUUUCAUAAACUGAAAUCUUGAAAAGAGCUCUUGUAUUGACUUUAUGCAGAGCUUUUUCAUAUGGGAAAGAUUGAUAUUGUUUUCUUUGCUUCCUUCUUCUUUUUGCUGAUCAGGUUCUCAAGUUAUGGCUACGCAGCUAUAACCAAAGCAAGUCCUUUGUCGGUAGGACAAACUCUAACCUCACCUGGUGGAUCUUAUGAGUUCGGUUUCUUCAGUCCUAACAAUUCUCGGAAUCAGUAUGUUGGGGUCUGGUUCCAGAACAUCACUCCUCAGGUCGUUGUUUGGGUGGCUAACAGAGAUAAGCCAGUCACAAAACCCACGGCGAAUCUCACCAUCAGCAGCAAUGGGAGCCUCAUCUUGCUUGAGGGAGAACAAGAUUUUGUUUGGUCGAUAGGAGAAACGUUCUCAUCCAACGAGUUUCGAGGAAACGUGUUUUAUCUUCCUGGAGAAGUCCCACAGAUCCUUCACCUGGAGAAUUCGUAGCUGAGCUUACCACACAGUUGCCUCCGCAAGGCUUUAUAAUGAGAGGCUCUAGGCCUUACUGGAGAGGCGGUCCAUGGGCGAGGGAAAGGUUCACUGGCACACCAGAAAUGGAUGAAUCACAUGUAAGCCGGUUCGGCGUUUCCCAAGAUGCAGCAGCUGGAACAGGUUUUUUGACUUAUUCGUUGCAAAGAAACUCUAACCUUUCGUACACUACGCUGACAUCAGAGGGCUCGUUGAAGAUUCUUUGGCAUGAUGGCUCUGGUUGGGUUAAUGACUUUGAGGCCCCAGUAAGCUCAUGUGAUGUUUAUAAUGCAUGCGGACCUUAUGGGUUGUGUGUGAGAUCUAAUCCUCCAAAGUGUGAAUGCUUGAAAGGCUUUAUACCAAAAUCAGACGAGGAGUGGAAUAGAAGGAACUGGACCGGUGGUUGUGUGAGAAGAACAGACUUAUCUUGUCGUGUAAACUCUUCUGUAACAACACAAGACAAUGAUGCAGACGCCUUCGACACUGUUGCAAAUGUGAAGCCUCCAGAUUUUUACGAAUAUCUAAGCUUGAUCAAUGCAGAGGAGUGCCACCAGCGUUGUCUUGGAAACUGUUCUUGCAUGGCGUUUUCCUAUAUUGAACAAAUUGGAUGCUUGGUGUGGUAUCGAGAGCUCGUCGAUGUAAUGCAGUUUUCUGCUGGUGGAGAGAUUCUUUCCUUCCGUCUUGCCAGUUCUGAGUUGGCUGGAAGCAAUCGUACCAAGAUAAUCGUAGCUAGCACUGUCAGCAUUUUUGUUUUCAUAAUCUUGGUUUUAGCCUCUUAUUGGUUCUGGAGAUACAAAGCAAAACAAAAGGUUCAUAGACCAACUCCCACAUCCAUAGAGACUUCACAAGAUGCAUGGAAGAAAGAACUGAAACCACAGGAUGUAAAUUUCUUUGAUAUGCAAACCAUAUUAACUAUCACCGAUAACUUCAGCAUUGAAAAUAAGCUUGGUCAAGGUGGAUUCGGUCCAGUAUACAAGGGAAAGCUGCAAGAUGGGAAGGAGAUAGCUAUAAAACGCCUUUCGAGCAGCUCUGGACAGGGUCUAGAGGAGUUCAUGAAUGAAAUAAUACUCAUCUCUAAACUCCAACACAGAAACUUGGUUCGGCUUAUGGGAUGCUGCAUUGAAGGAGAAGAAAAACUUUUGAUUUAUGAGUUUAUGGUGAACAAAAGCCUCAACACCUUUAUCUUUGAUUCCACGAAAAAGCUUGAGCUUGAUUGGCCCAAGCGGUUUGAAAUCAUUCAAGGUAUUGCUUGUGGACUUCUCUAUCUUCACCGUGACUCAUGCCUCAGGGUUGUGCACCGGGAUUUGAAGGUCAGCAACAUCCUUUUAGAUGAAGACAUGAACCCAAAGAUAUCAGAUUUUGGAUUGGCUCGGAUGUUUCAAGGAACACAACAUCAAGCCAACACUCGCAGGGUUGUUGGAACUCUAGGAUACAUGUCUCCGGAAUAUGCAUGGACAGGAAUGUUCUCUGAGAAAUCAGACAUCUAUGCAUUUGGAGUUCUACUAUUAGAAAUCAUAACGGGCAAGAGGAUCUCAAGCUUCACCGUUGGAGAGGAAGGCAAAAGUCUUCUCGAAUAUACAUGGGAUUGUUGGUGCGAAAGUGGUGGAGCUGAUCUAUUGGAUCAAGAUAUAUCCAGUUCUGGUUCUGAAAUGGAAGUAGAGAGAUGUGUUCAGAUUGGUUUGCUCUGUAUUCAACAGCAAGCUGUGGAUAGACCUAACAUAGCACAAGUCAUGUCGAUGCUUACUACAACAACGGCUCUUCCGAAACCAAAACAACCUGUUUUCGCAGUGCUGAAUCAAGAGAGUGAUUCAGAGUCUAAGAGUGUGUAUUCUGUGAAUAAUAUAACACAAACUGCUUUAGUUGGUCGAUAAAAAGCAUUUGCUUUUGCAAAUGAUUCACUAUGUUUACAAAACUGAAUCGGUUGUAAAAUGUUGUAAAGAUAUUGGAUGUUAAUAUGCUGAGGAUUUGUUGAAUCUUUGCUUAAAAUGUUUUGACUCUUGUGAAUAAAUGAACAAAAGAGUUCAA